AUGGAUAAAGAGGCCGCCAUACAGAAUGGUGCCCUGUUGGAAUCACCCGUGAGUGCUGGUGGCGAGAUAACGAAUGGUGAAACGAAAAGAAAAUCUGUACGAGAGAGCUUGAGACAUGCAGCAUACAGAUCAAAAUUUAUCCAGAGUAUCUCGGUUUCUUUUGCUUUCUGGUGUUUAGGUUUUCAAGGUGGUCAGAGAGGUCCAUCAUUCUUGGAUAUCCAACUAAUAACUAACACCAAUGUUGAGAAAGCUUCCACUUUUUUUACUGCUGCUUCUGUAGGCUACUUGAGUGGUUCUUUAAUCAGUGGCAUCCUGUAUGACAGAUUUAACAAGACGCUUCUACUGGGACUGUGUGUAAUCCUCAUGGCAAUCACGGUCGCUGUAUUACCCCUUUGUUCACCAUAUGGUUUGAUGCUGGUUAUCUUCUGGUCUAAUUCAUUUUUUAUGGGCGGAUUGGAUGCAGGUGGAAACGCCCAUCUGGUUUCAAUAUGGGGAGAAGACGAGGGGAGACCAUACAUGCAGGCCGCUCACUUUGCAUUCGCUUUCGGAGGAGUUAUCUCCCCUUUAGUAACAGCUCCAUUCCUUGUACCGAACACUGAAGAGACAUCAACCAACUCCUCGUCAACAACAUUUACAGAAGUAACGACCAUGCCUUCUACUGUUGUACUGAAUACUACACUAUUAGAUUAUAACAUCACCAAUGAUAACUCAACUCUAGGUAAUAAUAUCACCACCAUUGCUGAACCUGUUGAAACUAAAUUAAUCUAUGCUUAUAUAAUAUCUGGUAUUGUUACCUUACUAUCCGCCAUUCCUUUCAUGGUGAUAUAUUGUCGUUACAAGUCACAGAAGAUUAAGAGGAAUGAGCCUAAGAAGGAUGAGAACAGACCGAUCAGAGAUCUUCCUUGGAAAUAUUAUAUACUAGCUAUUGUUCUUUUAAAUGUCUUCUAUGUCGCCUAUUGUGUCGUGGAGAACUCCUUUGCAGCUUACCUAAUGACUUUUGUGGUAAUGGAACUUAAAUGGAGCAAGGCCAAAGGUACUCAAAUUACAUCCGCAUUUUGGGCGGCUUUUGCUGUUUCGAGAUUUUCAGGAAUUUUUAUCAUACGUUGUUUACGACCAGUUGUAAUGUUGUUUAUAUGUAUAGCAGGUUUAAUUAUAAGCUUCUCUGGUUUUCUACUCUGUUCGCAUUACAAGAUACACACAGGAGUUUGGAUUUGCACCGUUUUAGUCGGAUUUUCAAUGUCUGUUGUAUUUCCUACAGGGUUCACCUGGGGACACGAAAAUCUCCUCAACAUAACAGGCAAAGUCGCAUCAUUAAUUUUAGUGGCCGCAUCAGCCGGCACCGUGAUCAAUCCUGUUAUUAUUGGGUAUUUGAUGGAAGAGUUAACUCCCAUGUGGUACUGUUAUUUAUUAGUCGGUGAAAGUAUUUUAUGUCUUGCUAUAUUUGUAGUUUUGUUAUUUGUGGCUAAAUUUGUUUUAGUACACAAACGUAUCAUCACAACUACCACAAUAGAAGUCGGGUCACCGCAAGCAGAAUCUAUUAACAAUGGCACACAUUUCAUACCAAAUAUUAUAUCAUCUGAAUUGUGA
Molecule: messenger RNA, 1587 nt
Organism: Patella vulgata (common limpet)
Lineage: Eukaryota; Metazoa; Mollusca; Gastropoda; Patellidae
Product: sodium-dependent glucose transporter 1A-like
Exons: 3
Coding region: 1-1587 (528 amino acids)
Biological process (GO): transmembrane transport
Source: RefSeq, a predicted model, not a curated record